AUGGCCGCACCAGGCACACCUCUAGGCGCCGCAGCGACGCAGGCCGUUGCUGUCUCGAACGCUGGCGGCCAAUCGGACCCUCUCUUCGCUACAGCAAGGUCAUCCACUCCACCACGCCAUGACGCACGACCAAGCAGCACCACCGGCUUCCCUAACCGGGCACCAAGUCGAGCGCAUACACCUGGCCCAGACCAGAUGCCUCUCACAAUCCACACAGCAGCACAGCGUGGUGACCUCCCUGCCAUCAUGCGAUUAGUCGACUCAGGCAGGGCCACCGUCCACGACCGCGAUGAUGACAACAUCACCCCACUCCACUGGGCUGCUAUCAACGCCCAACUCGCCACAUGUCGAUACCUCUUAGAUCAUGGCACAGAAGUUGAUGCCCUGGGAGGCGACCUUGUAGCUAGCCCUUUGCAAUGGGCAGCAAGAAACGGCCACGUAUACGUGCUCGAGCUCCUCUGCUCACGAGGUGCAGACCCAACCAUUACCGACUCACAAGGCUUCAACGCACUCCAUCUCACCGUUCAUUCCAGUGCUGUCAUGCCUCUCGUCCUCAUGCUCCAACAAACCUCCCUCAGCUCACCUGAAGGCCUCGACUCAACCGACUCACAAGGCCAUACCGCCCUCAUGUGGGCAGCAUACCAAGGCGAUGCCAUUUCAGUCGAUAUCCUUCUAAAACACGGUUCAGAUGUUCACAAACGCGAUAGUGCCGGCCUUACCGCUAUGCACUGGGCUGUAGUCAAAGGCAAUCGUCUCUGCAUUCGUCUUCUUGCUGACGCAAAAGCUGAUCUUCUGGCCAAAGAAGAUUCCGGUAAGACUCCUCGGGAUAUGGCCAUCGAACUCAAAUCCAUCGGUGCAUAUCGAAAAGCUCUUGCCGAUAUUGGCAUCGAAGAAGACGGCCGUCGGAAACAGCGUACUUUCGGAUCUAGCUCUGACCGGACAGCGAAGUUGGCGGUUAUGUUUGUACCUUUUGCAGCGCUUGCCUUUAUCUUUGCGACAUUUGCUUCCUUGCCUUGGUACACAGCAGCGCCGUUUGCAGCAGCAGAGCUCUUUGGGAUGCAUCAUAUCGUGACUAGGGUGAUAUUGGAUCCGCAGGAGCAUGAUUUCUUGCAGCGGAGCAAUUACUUUUUGGCCAUCGUAUCGGCGAGUAUUGCUUGGGUGGGAUGGGAGUGGGCAGGGAAACUGGCGACACAUACACCAGGCUAUGCUCCGAACAAUCUCUUCUUUGCUCUCUCCCUCAUUGUUUGCUGUUGGAACCUCUUCCGCGCAUCCACCAUCUCUCCUGGGUACGCACCUCUUGCCCCCUCAGCACUACACCGUCGCGAAACAGUAACACAAUUGGCUCAGCAAGGUCGACUCAACAGCCAAACGUUCUGCGUAAGCUGUAUGGCUCGCAAACCCAUCCGUUCCAAACACUGCAAACUCUGCAACCGUUGCGUCGCUAGGCACGACCACCACUGUCCCUGGGUCUCUAACUGUAUUGGCAUCGAAAACCAUCGUCAGUUCCUGCUCUUUGUUGGUGCGCUUGUCAUUGGGAUUCUCCAAUUCACUUACCUUACGGUCGUGUAUUAUGCGAUCAACGCACCGCCAUACGAUCCUCUACCGGAUAGUGCAUACGAAACGUGUCACUUGCCAUUUGCGUUCUUGUGUACCGCGACCACUUUCGAUCCGUUCUUGCUGGGAGUAGCGGUCUGGGCGGGACUGCAGUUGACAUGGACGAUAAUACUGUUGUUGGCGCAGGGAUGGCAGAUAAUGCGCCAGAUGACGACUCUAGAGGUAUCAAAUCUGGGCAGAUUUGGAUUCAUGGGUGGCAAGGGAGGACAGAGUUAUGCUGGUCAGACAAACUUUAUUGCCCAACACUCGGCACAAGCACGGGGUGGUGGAGCAAGUGAUAGGUUGCAAGGUAUACAGAAACAGGUGGGUGGGGAGAAUGGACAAAUUGAUGUCAACAUCCCUACCGAGGAAGAUGCUGCUUCUUCCUUCACCACUACUACGUCUGCUGGGCAUGCCCACCCACAUGGUCACUCACACUCGGGCUUGGGUACGUUGAAACGCAUCUGUUCCGCAUCCGGUGGCUGGCUGUUGUCCAUCGUCGGCCUGGAUCUCUACACCCGUGGAAAAGCAGGUGAAGGAUUAAAACGCGCCAGUGCAGCAGCCAACCCUUUCGACCAUGGCAUGGUUGCAAAUUGCAAAGACUUUUGGUCGAAAGGCCAGGAUGUUGCGAUAGACUACACUACACUGUAUGAUUUGCCAGCGGAGAUGAGUCCAGGUCAUUGUCAGGUGAUGCCAUUCCUGAUCGAUACUGUGACGGGAGCGAGGGGAGCGAGGUAUGCUAGAGCAGGUGCGGGCGGCGGUGACUACUCGCUAUUGAGGAGUGGUGAGGAGGAGGGAGAGGAGGAGGAAGAUGGGGAGGAGGCAGUGGGAGGGCAACCGGGUAAGAGAAGGUGGAGUAUGUGGAGCAAUCUUAGGAACGCCACCACUCCAAGCUCAGGGCCGCUGUUGCCGACUUCGAAUGCUCCAAAUGGAGCUUGA
Ustilago hordei is the source of this 2532-nucleotide messenger RNA. RefSeq lists its product as uncharacterized. Gene Ontology annotation, cellular component: Golgi membrane. The transcript has a single exon. Gene Ontology annotation, molecular function: palmitoyltransferase activity; protein binding. Lineage: Eukaryota; Fungi; Basidiomycota; Ustilaginomycetes; Ustilaginales; Ustilaginaceae. Gene Ontology annotation, biological process: protein palmitoylation. The record is from RefSeq and is a predicted model, not a curated record. The coding region runs from base 1 to 2532 and encodes 843 amino acids.